Rhineura floridana is the source of this 3253-nucleotide messenger RNA. RefSeq names its product protein C receptor (gene PROCR). Bases 288 to 983 code for a protein of 231 amino acids. Gene Ontology annotation, molecular function: signaling receptor activity. The record is from RefSeq and is a predicted model, not a curated record. Lineage: Eukaryota; Metazoa; Chordata; Lepidosauria; Squamata; Rhineuridae. Gene Ontology annotation, biological process: negative regulation of coagulation. The transcript is spliced from 4 exons.
GAAAGGAGUAAGUUCCUCUACAGCAAAUGAGGAAAUAUGAAGGAAAAUGGAACAGUACGCUCCACCCUCCCAUUCCCAGCAGGGAACUCUGGCCUCCCUCUUCUAAUCCUGGCUGGGCAGGGUAGAGAGCUGGAUCCCUGAUUAUGCUUGCAUUUCCCAAAGAAUUCAGCUCACAGCACUUGAGAUAUAAAAAGCCUGGCUUUCUUUCCACAGACUAUUAACACCCCACAGCACUUCCAACACUUAAGUACUCCUGGCUUUUGCAAACAAGUGGUCCCCCACUGGGAAUGUUACUCCUGCAAAUACUCCUAAUUUCGGCUCUCUGCCAGUGGGCAUACGGCACAGGAUCUCAUGCCUUCAUCAUGAUCCAGCUUGCCUUUUUUCAAAACAGCAGCUCAGUGGAAUUUGUAGGCAAUGCCACUCUGGAUGGGAAACUUACCCAUAGCAUGGAGGUCCAAAAUGGGCAACUCAAUGCAAGCCAGCUGCUCCCAUUGGAGCCUUUAUACCUCUGGGAGCAGAGAAAGAGCAGUCUACAACAGUACCUCAAGCAGUUUGAGACACUGGUCAACAUGUAUGCUCGUGAAAGGAACGUACCAUAUCCCCUACACAUAUAUUGUACUUUGGGGUGCCAGAUCUUCAAGAAUGGCACCAACGGCACCUUCUAUGAGGUUUUGCUCAAUGGGACUGAUUUCCUGAGACUCCAUGCAGCCAAUCAUAGUUGGAGACCUUUACAGGACACUCCUGUGGCCAGCUUUGCCAGUAAGGAACUGAACAAAUACCCUCAGACCAACAUCAAUCCAGCUUUCUUCCUACAGGAAACUUGCAUCAAUUUUGUGAGGGAGCACACUGAAGUGAAAGGAGCCUCAACUGGGAAACAUGAAGGACGCUCACACACACCACUGGUGGUAGGCAUCAGCCUUGGUUCCCUUGCUCUAAUGGCCCUAGCUGUUUGCAUCUUCCUAUGCACAGGUGGAAAGAGAUAGCACCAAGCAUAAUAACAUUACGUGGACCAGCACUCCUGCAGAUGAGUUAGCCAAGCUAACCAGAAAGGAACAAUGCAGACUCCUACCUAGGAAUGGGAAAAUCUGUCCAUUUCAGUUUCUCCAUUCAUUUUUGCUCUCUUAAGUUCAGCUCUCAGUAUUUCCACAUCAGUCUGCAAAUUAUUUCACUGAUAUAUGCAUGUUUAUGAACACUCUACCCCAGUAUAUGUAUUUUUUUACAUGUCACUUGGCUGGAGAACUGCAUUGCAAAAAAUGUGAACUUCCAAGGCUGGCUGUUUCAGUUAUGUGUAAUGUUUCAGAAAGUGUGGAUUAAGCUGGUUAGCCUUUAAAUGUGAACUGAAUCAAAUUUUUCUCCUACCCCUUCCAGUUUAAUUUUCUUCUCAAGAAACAUACCAAUAUCUGUAUGAACCUGUAUCCCUUACCUCAUACCUACCUGUAAGAUGAACUGUAGAACAGCAGCAAGACCACUGCCAGUAUCAUAGGAAUCUUUUUAUUUCCUACUGCUCUACCUUGGAGGUCCCCGAUUCAUAGGGUCGCCAUAAGGCAUAGUCAACUUGAAGGCACAUAGCCACAACUACUACUUAGGCAAACAGCUUCUCCGCUCAGUCCAUUUCACCUGUAUAUCAAUGGACAGAAACCAGAGAAGCACAGCAAAAAAACACACCUGGAUGACUUUGUGCUCUUCAAUUUCCCUCAACUCUUCUUUUAAAGCAUCCUAAAUCUUGAGAAUUACUGCUACUAUUUAACAUUUAUUUCAGUCCAACAGAACAAGAGAUAUUGAGAUAGGAUUUAUGCAUAGUUUUAAAAUGAACUUCACUGCCACAAGAUGUGGUACUGGCCACUGGGUCAGUCUAAUUUAUGAAGAAUGCUUACUGUUGUGCCGGUUCCAGUAUGCCCCCACCUCUCUUUUCUGAAAAUGGGGGCACACAGCGCCAGUCAAAUUCCACCCCUUUUUACUAUAAAACCCUGGUUGGAUCAGCUCGAGUUCUUUUUUUAAAAAAAUCAGCUUCAGACAGACUGAUUGGUAGGCCAACCAGUUUGUCUUCCAGAUGUGGCCAAUAGAAAUGUUUUGCUGCAGGCUCACGCAGAUAGUGACACUUUGCUGUGGGUGGUCCUGAAAGGCCUGAAGUCAACAGUGGGGAAGGGAGGUGUUGCCAGUAGAGGGCACAGUUGCUUCAAAAACGCAACCAGAAAAAUUCUGGAUGCUUUUGAAGUGACUAGUGUGCCCACAGCCAAGGUCUAUCCAUGCCUAUUAAAAUGGAGGCUCCAUUUAGCCAUGUCUUAGGCAGCACGUUUGCUGUAGCGAGAAAGAGUCAAGGGAGGACUAUUGCCUUUAUGUCCUGUUUGUUGGCUUUCUGGCUGCCCACAGCUGAAUAGAGUGCUGGACUAUAAGGGAUGUUUUUAUGAUUCUGGAUCCAGAACUGGGCAUUGCAGUAUCUAUGCCCAGUCUUUACAAACAGCAUCAAGAUGAGGUUGCAGAGUGUUUGGUGGGGCAGGUGUACCCAAGGCAAUGUGAUAUAUACUUCAGCAGAUUCUAGCGAAGAAACCCAUUGGUGGCUCUUGUUAUACCUUCAAUAACACCAUUCAUUCUAUGCAUGCAACACACAAUGGCAAGUUUCAACAAAGACAAUCCAACAUCCCAGAAAUAUCCCUCUAGUGUCUUUAAGGGAAUCAGGAACCACAGAGAUGUCUGCUUUGAUGAAAACAGAUUGUAUCAAAAAUAGCACUAAGUCAUGGUCCCAUCAGCACAAGGAUUUCUGCUUGCACAAGGGACUUUCCCCCUCCCCCUGCAUACCUCCUAAAUCUGUUCUAGGGGUUCCCCCAACCCCCUGAAACACAUUUGGGGACAGCAUGGAGGAGCAGAAAGGGGAAGUCCUGUUGCAAAAGCAUAAAUCCUUGUGCUGACGGGACGUGUCACUUGGAUACCACCCAAUGCUUCUCUUACCGAAGCUAUUACUCCUUUAAACAGAACUCUUCUAGACAUCAGGACCCAAUUACUUUCUUUCCCUGGACUUCCUUGAGAUGUCAGCAGUAAGUGGCUAAACGAGGAGUUGGGGAAUAACUCCACACAUUGAGUGAAAAUCCAACAAUUGUGAAGCAGCUCCUAACACAUCAUUCAUAAAUGCUCCAAUGAACCUCUCUAGGUUAUACUCCAAAUAGUAGGCAUAACCCUUCUGUUUCUGUAAAAUAGUAAACUUGUAGCUUUCAGCUUUGAAGUGGUGAUGGCUUUUUAAUAAAAGCAAUCCUUCAGA